CCGUGCGCGCCGCCCCGCGCGCCCGCGCCCCAACCGCCACCGCGCCCACCCGGCCGGCCCCGUGCUGCGCGCGGCCUUGCCUAAUGAGGGCUCGGGGCGCGCGGGGUCCCACACACGUGGCUCAAGGACACCCCAGUGGCCACUCGGGCGCGCAGGGACCCCCCACAGACAGCUGGGGCGCGUCCGAGGACACGUUCCUAAGUGGGGUCGUCGCCACGUUAGUUCUUGGUCCUGAGGAGCUCGGGCGCGAGGAGACUCCCCCCACAUGGUGGGCUCAGGGGCACGGGGACACUGAGUGGACUCGGGGCUCCGUCUCGGUUCCAGUCCCGCUCGGGCGCGCGACCCGGGGAGCAGCGGCGUCCCAGGACUCCGCGAGGCAGGAUCUGGAGGGGCGAAACGGCAGCGUCGCGCGGGUCGCCCCCGCCGCACGCGCCCGGGAGCCGCGUUCUCCAUCCCGCACGCGUCGUUCCCCCCGCACCGCCCCGGAACCAACCUGCCGGUCUCGGUGCCAGAGCGUCGGAGCGCCUGGAGGAGGCGGACUCGCGCCGGAAGUGACGCGCUCUCUGCCCGCCGCCGCCGCCGCCGCCGCCAUGGCGCACAUCACCAUUAACCAGUACCUGCAGCAGGUGUAUGAAGCAAUUGACACCAGAGAUGGCGCAUCUUGUGCAGAGUUGGUGUCUUUCAAGCACCCUCAUGUUGCAAACCCACGGCUGCAGAUGGCCUCUCCAGAAGAGAAAUGUCAGCAAGUUUUGGAACCCCCUUAUGAUGAAAUGUUUGCAGCUCAUUUAAGGUGCACCUAUGCGGUGGGGAACCAUGACUUCAUAGAAGCUUACAAAUGCCAGACGGUGAUAGUCCAAUCAUUCCUGCGGGCGUUUCAGGCCCACAAAGAAGAAAACUGGGCCUUGCCUGUCAUGUAUGCAGUAGCACUUGACCUUCGAGUAUUUGCCAACAAUGCAGAUCAGCAGUUGGUAAAGAAAGGAAAGAGCAAAGUCGGGGACAUGCUGGAAAAAGCUGCUGAGUUGCUGAUGAGCUGCUUCCGCGUCUGUGCCAGUGACACGUGAGUGAAGGUCUUGAGAACCUUGCUGUGCCUGCCCCAUGAUGGAUAUAACUGUUCUUUGUGUUGUAAAAGAAAUGAGAGAAAGGCACAUUUUAACACUUACCGAGCACUCAGUUUCUGGCAUGUGCCUGCUGUGCAAGUCAGUUCCUCUGGGGCCAGGCCUCUGGGUUUGGGGCUCUCCCUGCAGUCCGCUGUAGCACAGGUCUACUGCCAAUGAACUCCAUGCUCCUCUUUGCUUGUCUUCAUUUUUUAAGACACUUGUGCCAAGUGGAAACUUGUGGAUGGGCCAUUUUUCCCUGGCAGCCCUUUACAGUGUCCCUGGCUUGAUUCCUUGGUUGCAACAGCCAGCCGUCACCCUCACUGUCACUCUCACCAUUGGUUCCCUGUCUUCAGUUGGCUUUUUUCCUCACCAGCCACUUCCAUAACUGCUCAGCUCUGUCCAGUUGGUUUUCUGUUCCCCUGAUUACAGU
Molecule: messenger RNA, 1527 nt
Organism: Castor canadensis (American beaver)
Lineage: Eukaryota; Metazoa; Chordata; Mammalia; Rodentia; Castoridae
Source: RefSeq, a predicted model, not a curated record